Messenger RNA from Sceloporus undulatus (fence lizard), 4793 nucleotides. RefSeq names its product 5-azacytidine induced 2 (gene AZI2). Gene Ontology annotation, cellular component: cytoplasm. Bases 174 to 1343 code for a protein of 389 amino acids. The transcript is spliced from 8 exons. Gene Ontology annotation, biological process: canonical NF-kappaB signal transduction. NCBI's taxonomy places the organism in Eukaryota, Metazoa, Chordata, Lepidosauria, Squamata, Phrynosomatidae. The record is from RefSeq and is a predicted model, not a curated record.
AGUUGAGCUGGAAGAGCUCUGGCUUCCGCUCCAGGGCUGAGGGAAGAGAGAGGAAACGAUGCGCGCCGUGAGGAGGCUCCCUUGGCAGCAGCGGUGGCGGGGCCGCAGUGGCGCCUCCUCCUCCUGGUUCCCCUCCGCCGAAGGGCCCUCGAGAGGUUGACUCCGGAGGAGGAAUGAGUUCCACGCAGGAAGCUGUCAUGGAUGAAUUGGUUGAAAAUGACAUUGAUAUUUUGAAUCAUGAAAAAGCAGACCUUCAUCAUAAGCGAGAUGAGGGAAUUCCUAUUCCAGUAUAUACAGGAGAAGAAUCUGUUGCUUCGCAUUUUGCACUUGUCACUGCUUAUGAAGACAUCAAAAAACGGCUAAAAGAAACUGAAAGGGAGAACUCGCUCUUAAAGAAAAGAGUUAGAAUGUUAGAAGAAAAACUACUUGGUUCUAAUUUGGAAGAAACGACGAGCUCUGUAGGUCGUGAGCAGGUUAACAAAGCAUAUCAAGCAUACCGAGAGGCUUGUAUUGAACGAGAUAAUCUGAAAAGUAAACUGGAUAAAAUGAUAAGAGAGAACAGUGAAUCCUUACAAAACAUGAAUGAGCAGCUGCAGUCUAAAGAAGUGGAACUCCUGCAGCUAAGAGCUGAAGUGGAAACUGAAAGAGUGCUGAAGAGUCUGAGUUCAAAUCCAUCUAAUUGGGAAAUAGACAACCUGAAUAAUGCCCUGAAGGUGUACAGUUUGGAGCAAGAUUUGGAGAAACUGAGAGAAGAAUGCAACAAUCUUAGAAAAGAACUACAAAAGUCUCUGCAGAAGGCUGAAUCCCAGGAAGGAAUCUUAAUAAAUGGAGACUCUGUCCAGCAGCAGGAUGUUCAUAGUGAAAAUGUGCAGCAAGCAUACUGGGAAUUGAAGAAGGAGAUGUCUAAUCUGCAUCUGGUGACGGAAGUACAAACUGAAAUGCUAAAGAAACUGAAACUUUUUUCAUUAGGAACCAAGAAAGUGUCAUCCCACAUCCCUCUUCAGUGUGUUGAAGAUCUUGAAAGGGAUACUGCAAAUCUACAUUUAGUGGAUUCUGGAGCAGUUUGCAAAAAAAGGCUACUCCUGCCAAGUGACGAAGUUUUCAGCAGUUCUGCAUCUUCUCCCUCAUGUACUGAUGAGAAACUUAUCCCAGUUUGUGACUCUGCAUUUCAAGAACAUAACUCCUAUGGAAGGAGCUCUCUGGAAGACAAUUCAUGGGUCUUCCCAAGCCCUCCCAAACCUAGUGAAACAGUGUUUUGGGAAAAGAAAAACAGAGUGUGUCAUUUAAACUUUCCAGAAAAUAGUCUAGAUCAGUGUAACCAAAACUGCCUGCACAAGAGCUAAGAACCCAAAAGGAACAACUUGAUAUAGCUUUCAAGAAAACAUGGAGAGAAGGAUGAGAAAGCAAUCCAAGCAGGAUCUGACUCUUUCCUUCUUUAAAUUUGAAAACAGUCUAGUUAAAUCAAAAGGGAGAGUAUAAGAAGAAAUUAGUACUGUACUGGAGUCAAAACAGACCUGAGCUCUAAUUGCACACCUGCAACUUACCCGAGUAUUAAGCCUUGGAGUAAAACAAAAGCUGUGCAUUGCUGCAAAUUGUGUGAAUAAUGUUGCUUGGAAAAACAAUAUCUUUAGACAUUUCUACAAGCUGUGAGAAUGUUCCCUCUUUUUUUUAAUAUAGUUUAUCCCCUUUUUAAGCUUCUCAGGUAAAGAAUGGAAUGUGAUUGAGCUUUUUCCUCCAGUUCUGGCAGUCACUGGUUUUUCAUAAUGUGUGGUGUGUACUGGAAAGAGAAGAUGAACAGUGAAUUAUUUUGAUUUAUUUAAAUCAAAUUAUUAGGAUUCCUUAUCUUGACUAUGUGUUCCCAUUAAGCCCAUGGCAGUCCUACCUGGUAGAAUAAUCUUUUGUGUUAUGACAGAUUGUCUCACCACUUCAGAAACACAGUAGCAUCAUAUACUAGUAAGGUUACAUACCCCAGGACAACUGGGAUUGCCCUAACCAAAAUAUGACCAUUGGGGUGCCUAUCUGCCACUUAUGAUUUCUGAGUCCACUAAUUUUGAUGUAGAAACUUCCAGGUACAGUACCUUAAUAUAAGGAGGAAGAACUAUAAUAUUGUAAAUGUAUUCAACCUUUCUGAAAUGCAUUAUUAUGCAUCAUUAUUGAGAUGCAUCAGGCAUCCAAAAUAUUAUGCACAUAGGUACUCAAUAUUCUAACUAUCAACUUUCAGAUAAUUAAGUUCUGGUUUCUUGCCCUAUAGCACUGAUUAGUUUGUAGUUAAGAUUUACUAGUGAGAUCUGUUAGUCCACAUUGACACACUUGGUGUAGAAAAGAAGAGUGAAUACCUUCCAAGGUUUAUAAAUGGACAUACUUCCAGAAUUGUAUUUUCCUAUUUGGCCUUAUUAAGGUAUGAAGAAAGCAGUGGGAGUUUUUUUAAUGUUUGAAAUUUCUGGUGAAGACAUGGCACCGCAGUGAUGGGCCAGUUUCAAGCUUUGCUUAUUUUCUGCUAGACUUGCAUUUCAUCAUUCCAGUAUUUACAAAUUCAUGACUUCUGCAGCUUCUUCCUGGUUUCCCAAUUUGUGCUUGGAACAUGAAUAAGGAAAGGUAAAAUCUGUAACUCACUAAUAGUUUUGAAAUUAUUUACCAAAAAAUAACUUUUCACAGAGCUGUUUAAAUAUGUUCUUAAGCAGCACAACCAUACUGGUGUACUGUGAAAGAGGAAGACGUGUGUUUUCCCUCCCUUCCAUUGCUUUUUAUAUAUUUCAGUGCUGGCUGGUUUAUUUCAUGUUCUCAUACUGGAGAUAAUAUAAUCUGUAGAGGGAGGAAAACAGGAUUCUUUCUACUGAUGUUAGUAAAUGGCAUACAUAAAUAAUAUACAUACCAUUCACUACAUACUUUUUUAAACCUCUUGCUCAUAUAUGCUGUCUUGUCUGUGAUUAAUGGAAAUGGUUUCUGAUGCUGGAAUUUAUUCUGACCAAUGAACAUAGCUGACUCCAGGGAGUACAAUCUCCUGAAGAGUAAUAGAACAAAACCCAAUAUGCAUAAAAUAAAUCCAUGUCUCUAGACUUCAGCUGAUAGAACCAACUACCUGUGUAAUAAUGAAGUAGCAGAAGCAGCUUCUCAUGCGACUACAUAACUCUGAUGUGUUUCUCAGGGCUGUUCUUUUGGUAGUGGAGACCUGGCUAAGUAACAGUGUCUGGCACACAGAGCUGCUUAACAUUUUGAGCAAUGUACUAAAGAAAUUGACAUAUUUUACAAUAAAUUAUUUUGUUUGAAAAAGACUUUCUCUAAAUUGAUACAGGUACCAUAUUUUGCAGGGGGGAGUCUAUUCUGAACUACAUAAUAUUAGUAUAUGCUGUAUCCAGAAUUUCAGGUGUAAGCAUGGAAUUUUUGUACCUGCUGUGUAAUUCUCAAUCUGAUCAAUGUUUGUUUUCAUCCCCCGCCCCCACUCCACAGUUCUUGGUUUGUAAGAUGUAAGUCAGCAUCAUAGGUAAUAAUUUUUAUUUGAUACAUCUAAGUAAAGUAAAUGUAUUUUAAAUCAUUUAUAUCCUGCACUUUGUGGCUAAAUAUCAGUGGUAUAUGAUAAAAAGUCAAAACAAACUCACAGCAGCUGAAAUACCUGAAAUCUGAUCAGGGAAGUUGUUUUGACGAAAUACCAUGAUUAUUAAUACAUCUUAAUCUGCUAAAUAUCUUGGAGGUGAGCUAUACAUUAUGGUGAUUACUCUGUCAUUUUAAAUUCCAGUCCAACCAAUGGAGUUAACAUACUGAGGAAACCCAUUGAUGAAGCUGUAUUACUUGGUUUUCUAAAUUGCAGUGAGAUAGCAAUGCAUGUUAUGUGACUAGAAUAGAAUAGAAUGCAGUUUUAGCAGGGAUACAAUUGUAGUAAUCUUGAUUUGUAAUUGAGAUCUUACUCAUUGGUACCACCAUACACACAAUUGAGUUUGAAGUUACUACAAAACUGAUGGAAUUCAUGGAUCAUUCAUGCAUUAAAUGAGAAAAAUAAGCAAUUGAACUAAAUUAGGAUUUUUGUUCCUUUAACAUUUCUCUUUUAAAACAAAAAUCAAAACUUUGCUGCUCUUGGUCUUGACUUGAGAUGCCAUAAAAUGAAUAAAGGCCAUCUUUUUUAUACACAAAUCCAGUCAGUUUGAUCAAUAUGAAAGUAUGUGUGAAACUUGGAAAUUCCCAGAAGUGCUGAAAAAGAUGCCUCUGCAAAUGGGCAAGUUGCAGGAUGAAAAUAACAAACACCCCAACAACUUUGGAAAGUUUUUGAGUUAUAGUUCACUUGAUUAAGAGUUUAGAUAUUCCUUGUGGCAUAUUCUGCUAAUGGUAAAGAAUGGAAUUAAUUAUACUAAUUUGGAGAAUACUCUAGACUGGAAAAAAACAGUUUUGCUGCUAUGUACCUUGGGAUCUUACUUUAUUCCACAUACUUUAGUAUCAAGUGAGGAGAACUGAACUGACCUCAAUGAGGGCCAUUUUGUCAUGUUUAUUAACUAUGUGAAGAAGACUGUAAUGGGAGAGAAUUAACUUUUAAACCUUUAAAUAAAGAUUAAAAGGUUAAUCUGUUCUGUUAAUCCCCUCAUGGUACAGCUAUAUAAACACUAUUAUAACCAGAGAAGUGGGAAACAAGAGGCUCUCUGGAUGUUGUUACACUCCCAACUUCCACCAGCCCCCGAGACCAAAGGGUACAAUUGGUGGGAGCUAAAAUCCAAUAACUAGGGGGCAAAAAGUUCCUACGUCUUUCUCUUUUCUAUGUCACAGCUCUGUCCUCCCUACACUUUCUCCUGUUUAUUGACAUUUUGUGC